AUGCACGCUAACGUCUGGCCAGGAAUUAUUGGACCCGGCUUGCUGGUAGGUUCGGGCAAUGCCCUCAGCAAGGGCGGUCCAGCGGGCGUGUUGAUCAGCUUUUCUUUGGUUGGUAUCAUAGUUUUCUUCGUCAUGCAAUCGUUGGGCGAAAUGGCUACCCUCAUUCCGGUUACUGGCUCCUUUACCGAAUAUGCGCAGCGUUUCAUCGAUGACUCUCUUGCUUUCGGGUUAGGAUGGGCUUACUGGUAUCUAUGGGUAACGGUUCUUGCCAAUGAAUAUAAUGCCAUCUCGCUUGUUAUAGGAUACUGGACGGAUGCUGUACCUCAGUGGGGUUGGAUACUCAUAUUCUGGUUCCUAUUUCUGGGUCUGUCAAAUCUAGGCGUUUUGGCAUAUGGCGAGAUGGAAUUUUGGCUAUCAUUAAUCAAGAUAUUGGCCCUCAUUGCGUUCUUUAUUCUGGCGGUUUGCAUCAGUACAGGGGGGAUAGGCCCUCAGCCAAUUGGAUUCAAGUACUGGCAUGAUCCAGGGCCUUUUGCGGACUCUAUCAAUGGAGUUGCUCGAACCUUUGUCGUUGCUGGAACGUUAUAUGCGGGAACAGAAAUGGUUGGCAUUACUGCAGGGGAAUCGGCAAAUCCACGCAAAGCUGUCCCGACAGCCAUUCGCCAGGUGUUCUGGCGGAUUCUGAUAUUCUAUAUUGGAACGAUGUUCUUUAUCGGAAUACUCCUCCCGUACAAUGACAAGCGACUACUGGGCUCCAGUUCCAAUGCAGCAAGCUCGCCCUUGACAAUCGCAUUGACGGAUGCUGGGAUUUUGCCUGCAGCUCAUCUGAUCAACGCGCUCAUUGUGAUCAGCGUCAUAUCUGCAGGAAAUGGUUCCCUCUACGUAGCAUCUCGCACUUUGCUCUUCAUGGCUCGUAAUGGCAAAGCACCUCGAUUCAUCGGACGCACCAAUGGAGCGGGGGUACCCUGGGUUGCUUUGAUAUUCUCCAAUCUUUUCACCUGUAUUGUGUUCCUGACUCAGUCCUCGGGGGCCGGAAAGAUCUAUUCGGCCUUGAUCACUUUGUCUGGUGUGGCGACAUUCAUCGUCUGGGCCGUAAUCGGAAUCUGCCAUAUUCGCUUCCGUCGAGCCUUGGUCGUGCAGGGAGAGGAUCCUGCAAAACUGCCUUUCAAGGCGUGGCUGUAUCCGUGGGGCACAUACUUCUCUGUCGCACUGAACAUCUUCCUGGUAUUCUUCCAAGGUUACACGGCUUUCUUAAAUCCCUUCAGCGCGGACGAUUUUGUGAUCAACUACAUACUGCUUCCUGUGUUUGCCCUGUUUGUUUUGGGUUAUAAGUUUUGGCACAAGACCAGGUGGGUGAAGCUAGAAGAGAUGGAUAUCUGGACAGGUAGAAGGGAGUCACCAGACGUAGACGUGACGGACGAACCGCCAGUCAAGAAACAAAAAUCAUGGUGGGCUCGGGUAUUGGCCGUUGUCAUUGGUUGA
Messenger RNA from Aspergillus fumigatus Af293, 1479 nucleotides. RefSeq names its product amino acid permease. Gene Ontology annotation, molecular function: amino acid transmembrane transporter activity. The coding region runs from base 1 to 1479 and encodes 492 amino acids. The transcript has 7 exons. The record is from RefSeq and is a predicted model, not a curated record. Lineage: Eukaryota; Fungi; Ascomycota; Eurotiomycetes; Eurotiales; Aspergillaceae. Gene Ontology annotation, biological process: amino acid transmembrane transport. Gene Ontology annotation, cellular component: membrane.